This is a messenger RNA of Pocillopora verrucosa, 1989 nucleotides long. The record is from RefSeq and is a predicted model, not a curated record. NCBI's taxonomy places the organism in Eukaryota, Metazoa, Cnidaria, Anthozoa, Scleractinia, Pocilloporidae.
CCAGGGUAGUUUACCUGAUUUCCGGAACUCACUCAAAUUUUUUCCGACCUAGUUAAAUGUUGAUAAAAGUACUUUUGGAAAACACUCUAAUUUCCCUUUGGAAACUACUGAUACUUUUGUGGAAAUCACUAAACGUCUUCCAGAAAUAAACCAUCUUCCUGUUUUACAGUUAUUUAUUAAAGAAAAUACGUUUAGAAUGACUAAUUUCGUUAUAAUUGCGGUCAUGAGGCGUUCGGGAGCGCUCCGGAUCACGCGCUGGCCUUUCGAGCUUCGAUUACACCUCGGAAACCGUCGGAAGCCGUCGGAAAAUGUUCGUGGAGCCAAUCUUUACGCAACCGGUGGGUGUAAGUCCUUGUUAUUUGGUGACAAUAACAGGCGGAACACAGUCAAAACCCCUCACGAUUGGCUAGCAAAGAUUUCGUCAUCGGAACUCACUCAAAACACUCUUCUGAUUGGCUAGUUGUGUUUGGAAACUACCUUGGAAACUACUGACAAAGUAUAAAAAGGGCAGUUCCUCCCCCAGCGGGUCUCUUUCGUUGCUCCUACAAUACAAGUACUUUUGAACUUGCUCAGGGGUUAACGACGGAAUUUACUGUUAAACGUUUAAAAAAUACUAGUGUUAUGACUCGCGGAGAUCCUGUUUGUCGGAGGGAGGAUUGUUCUCCCUUCGACAUUGGCCUAGUUUUCGACGAGAUCCACAACUACUCGCCGCAUCAGAAGCUGGAGUUCGUCGAAAACGUGUGGAAACCAGUCACAGCUACACUUGAAGACAUCUCACUUAACAGAAACAGCCCUGGAGACUCAACCUGGAAUCCAACAAGCAGACAUGAUGCUCAGUCCUUAAUUAAUGCAAUCAACUUUUCCUUUAUUGUUUCUCUUGUUAUUGUCAGACAUAUUUUGGGAUUAACUAGACCACUCACAGUGAAGCUGCAACAAAAAGCAAUGGAUCUUCUAAAAGCUAAAGAUGAACUUGCUCUUUUGAAAUCAGUCCUUGAAGACAUGAGCACUGACAUUGAUAACAGACAUCAUAAUCUCUACCAGGAAGCAGUGACCAUUGCAAGACAAGUAGCAGUCCAGCCAGAAAUGCCAAGGAUAGCCCAGAGACAAAUGCAUAGAAAUAAUGCUCCUGCUGCAACUCCUGAGGGAUAUUUCAAGAUCAAUCUCACUAGAGUUUUUCUUGACCAUGUACUCCAGCAGCUCAACACCAGAUUCCAGGAUGAUGUAUUUGUUUGCUAUAAAGGUAUUUCGAUUAUUCCCUCUGUUUUACUAGCUACUGACCCUGCCUGGAAGGCCAAUGUUUUGGAAUUUUGUAACCAUUACAGACAGGACAUACCAAAUUAUGCAGGAUUACAGGCAGAGCUUUUGUUAUGGGAGAGAUUGUGGAAGGGGAGGGAUAACAGAGGAGAUAUUAUUCCUGACAGUUUGGAGGCUACACUGAAGGAUAUUGACAAAGAUGCAUAUGUCAACAUCUAUUCCAUGCUGAAAGUCCUGAUCACAAUUCCAAUUUCAUCUGCAUCUUGUGAGAGAUCCAUAUCAUCCCUUCGGAAUCUUAAGAACUAUUUGAGAAAUACAAUGACCCAGGACAGACUGAAUGGAUUGGCACUGAUGCAUGCCCACAGAGACAUGGAUUUUGACCUUGAACGUAUAAUAGAUUUAUUUGCUGAGUUACAUCCUAGGAGAAUGAGAAUGGCAAACAUUUUGUAAUAAUUUUUUGCACCAGCUGUUUCUAGAGUACUUGUGAGUUAUGUUCUGUCUGGGUUAUGGCCUUUAAGUCUCAUAAUCCUUAAACUGAUGGAGAACAGUACAGAAGCUCAAACUGGUGCCUGUAUAACUUUUUUCAACUCAUUUCAAGGUUAUUUUCUAUUUUGUUUUACUUGUGAUGAUUUUCCAUUGACAUUGACAUUGGGUUUUCAUGUUAAGCUUAAAUGGUUAACAAACAUUUUCACUGAACUCAACCAGCUUCACAGCAAUUCCCAAGGAUGAAGAAAG